This is a messenger RNA of Haemonchus placei, 390 nucleotides long. The record is from the annotation of a GenBank genome assembly. Lineage: Eukaryota; Metazoa; Nematoda; Chromadorea; Rhabditida; Trichostrongylidae.
AUGCUCACUAUUUUUCUACUCGGUUUUCUAACUGUUCUCAAAGCGAAAGAAUCCACGGUGGAAGUGCAGGGACUAUUUGUGUGUCAUACGCAGCAUAAGUACGAUCCAUUGCACGUCGAGUUGAUGGAACACGACGUGGUAGGAGACGACUUGCUUGCAUGGUCGAAUGUGCGCCCUCCCUACUUUUGGGAUCUUCAAGGGAAAGAGGACGAGAUGUUCAAUAUUCGACCCUUCCUCGUCAUUAAGCAUACGUGUAAUGGUAUUAAGGAACGGGUUGUCGUCGAAUUCGGCCGUAUUAGACGGAAUGUUUUUAUCGACUUCGGAAUACACGAUCUUGAGAAUCCAGAUUUUCCUAAAGACAUGAGGGAGAUGAUCAAGGAACAGAUUUGA